Messenger RNA from Colletotrichum scovillei, 858 nucleotides. RefSeq lists its product as uncharacterized. Lineage: Eukaryota; Fungi; Ascomycota; Sordariomycetes; Glomerellales; Glomerellaceae. The transcript is spliced from 4 exons. The coding region runs from base 1 to 858 and encodes 285 amino acids. The record is from RefSeq and is a predicted model, not a curated record. Gene Ontology annotation, molecular function: oxidoreductase activity.
AUGGCAUUGCCUUCGCCUUCAUGUUUGACGGCGCAACUGCAUUUCCUAGCUCGCAACCCAAAAUACGAACACGAAAAGCCUUACACGCUUCGAUAUACCCCAAGCCCCAAAGACGGCCUUUCUCAGAGCAACAUUGACCGAGUCCAACAUGAAGUCAAGUUCCAUGAUCUGCGCCUUCGGUCCUUAGAUUACAGCGAGUGUGGCUUCACAGUGACCGACUGCUCAUCCAUCCUGCAGUAUGACGACUACGCAGACACAGAUAAGAUCGAGAAAGCACAUGCUCCAGAAGUCAUGGUUGCGGUGAGACUGGCUUUAGGAGCAACAUCAGUUGACCUACUUGACUACGUGGUGCGCCGGCGAGAUCCGAACUGGCCAAUUGCAACAGGAAGUCUGUACGCCUUCAAUCAGCCUGCUUCGAGGGCGCAUAUCGAUCAUACCUACGAAGGAGGCAGGGCCAUCAUUCAGGAAACUUUUGGGGGUGAGGCAGAUACAAUAUUGGCGCGACGCUGGCAGUGUGUCAACGUGUGGCAUCCUCUUCGAGGGCCUUUGGUCGAUUGGCCUCUGGCAUUGUGCGAUGCCCAGACCGUCGACUUCGCACGGGAUACGAUGGCGGGCGAUGUCGUCGAUCGUGACAACGUUUUUGAAAAUACACAAGUUCAUUUCAACGAGGGACAAAGAUGGUUUUACCUCUCAAAUCAGUUGCCGACAGAAUUGCUGAUCUUCAAGAACGCUGACUCGCAGGAGCCCCUGGGGGCGACUCCUGGCGUUCCGCAUGCCUCUUUCGAUAAUCCCAUCACAAGCAAGGAGGAUUUUAGAAGGGAAAGCAUUGAAAUGCGUGUAUUGGUUCAAUGGGACUGA